AUGCUCAGCCCAUUGAAUCAUCUGAUUUACGGCGUAGCUCAAAAGCAGCGCCGUAGUCUCAAAGAAGUUUCCACGCUCUUUCUGGUCAAUAAAGAAAAACCUCUUCGGAAUGUGGAAGGAGAAGCGGUUAGAAAUCUGAUUGGAAUUGAGAGGAAUUUUUUUUUCAGUACACAGUGGACGAGUUGCGCUCCUUCCUUCGCGAUUCGAUGACAAAUGAAGGUUUAAAGGAGUUUAUACCGGUCGUCGACAACAUUUUUGGUGUUUCAAUAACUUCAGAGUUUCAUGAAAGUUUUUUGUACAGAUAGGUUAGCUGUAGGCGAUGAGGCUUUGACGUAUUUUGCUUUGGUGGCCACUUUGUCUCUGCCGAGGCAGACGUUUGUUGAAAGCAUACAAGCUAGAUCUAUCGCCCAAGGGCUGGUCAGUUGAAAUUUUUCUUUUAUUAGGUCUUAUAUUCUGUUCAGAUUUUGAAUGUCAAGUAGAAUGACGUCAUUUGAAAACGCUCUGUGGAUGGCUCGCUCUCUGAUUGGUUUAUCGAGUCAUUAGGGGGUGGAGCUUCAGCGAGGACUUGAAAUUUGAAAUCUGACCAGACUAUAGUUUCAUCCAUAUAAAAAAAUUCUGACUGUCUCAAAAUACAGUAAUAAUACUUUAACUUCUAUUUGAUUGGUUUAUUUAUAUUUCUUGGGAAAAAUCGAAGCUGUCAAACACACAUCGACGGUGAACUUCUUAUUUAAGUACUCACACCAAGAUCCCACAAAAAUUGGUGGUGUUAAAAAAAAAAGCCAGCGAAUUUUCUAACGGCGACUUUUCCGUUUUUUUCAUAUCGGUAGGGAGCUUUCCGACGGAGAAGUUUCUGAUGAAUUCCUUUCCGGUGUUUACCCUUAUUUUUUUUCGGUUUAUAAAGCAUCUAUUAACACUUUUUCCCAUAGUUCUUUGUGUUUUAAUCAUGAAUCAACUACCUACUUCAUACAGGAAGAUUCAAAACAAAGAGUUUAUAGAGAAAAAAAAAGUCGGGGAAGGAUUAGCCGGAAAGCUUCCUAGCGGUAUGAAAAAAACCGCUCGAAAAAUUCGCUAAUAUUGUGUCACACACCGGCAAAAAAAUAUGAAUGUAUUUAAUCAAAAAAAUUUUUUUUCUGAUAAGCAUACCAAAUCUAAUCGGAUUCUUACAAAUUUAGUAUUUUGGCAGAUGUCUCUUUUCCGAGACAAAUACUCUCCAGUUCUUUACGCCGAGCCCAUAACGAUUUCCGGCGUUCCUCAGUUGGCCUGGGAUAUUUCGAGCGUCGUUGAGAAAACUCUGGCUGAGGUCUCGCCGUUGCCUCCCCGUGAGUUACGCUCCCAGAAAAAGGAAUUCAGUCCAAAAAUGCAGCCUGCGAUUUAUCGGAAAUUCAAGCGAUAAAUGAACACGGUCUUUUGACCUCCGAGUACGUUGAAACCCUUUCCUGCGAGGCUUUGAUGCAAAGCGUUCGAAAAGGUUGGUUUUGGAAAGUCCCUAGCAGUUUCUACGGUUAAUAUUCAGGGAAACCGUUGAAAUAUGGUUAUUUCAGUUUCGAUGACUAUUUGGAAUCUUUGUCCGAGUUGUUCGGAGGGAAAAGUUCGGAUCUUUUUCAGAAAAAUGUGAGCUUCUUCUAGAAAUUCUUGCCAAUUUUUUCAUAGAUUCUUUUUUUUUUCUCAAGGAAAACGAGGAGUUCCACUUGUUGCCUUGUCGUGUAGGAGACUGGACGAUGGCCAUGACGUCGGCUGUGCUGGGACAGGAAAUCCACAUCGCCGGAAAGUUGGUACCUUCUUCAGUAAAAAGCUCGAUAUUUGAUCGUUUUUUCUUUAAUUAUCAGAAUUUGCAAAAAAAAAAUGUGUGUCUCAGAUUACAAAAAGCCCGUCGACUGUGGCAGAAACAGGAAAAUUUACAUUCCACCGUUGCCCACCGCUUGUGCUUCGAAUUCGUUCUUUCAGAAAUACGAAUUUUCAGGUGAUUAUUGUAUUUCUAAAGUUUAUUCCUGUCCAAAAAAAUCUCUUUUUAACUAACUAGGGAGCGUUUGAUGAAACUUCGCUGAAGUGUACUUUAGGACCUCCUGAUUGCAGAACAAGAAAAAAAAAAAUCUCUCGCGAAAGAUCUUGUUUUAGAGUUAGGAAACUUCAAAAGCUCAAAAUACCGCUUUUUUGUCAUAUUUUUCGUAUUUUGCCGACUUUGAAGCUCCAUAACUCGAAAAAGAGAGAGAUGGUUCCUGGUAAGUUUUUUUUUUUGAAGUUUGUAGGCCAUAUAAAAACAUUUUUUUUUAAAUUUAUUUUUUCAGUGAGUUCGGUCCAGUCAAGUAUUACGCCUACGAUUUCUCGAUGUCAACAGCUCCGAAGUUUCUUUUUUUAUUCUUUCAAUUUUGACGCCACGUUUCAGGGACUUUUAUGUCAGAGAAAAAUCUAAAAUUUUGUACGACUUGGCCAAGUUUCAUCUACAACUACUUCAGUCUCUUUUUCAGAUCGUGGAGGAUCCUUCAUUGACGGUGAAAAUUCAUUUUAAAAGACAAAAUAAAUCGAAUUUUCAGUUAAUUUCCCUUCAAGAGAUCGCCAGAGUCGCUUCGCUUUCCUCUCUUAAUAGGUUUUCGCGGAAGCCGUGGAUCAAAUUAGAUAAUUUUUUGAUUCGACGUAUUUCAAGGUUAAUCUUCUCAGUUUUUUUAGAUUUGGUAUCUUAAAUAAAACGGUCACAGCCUAACAGAAAAGGGUUCAACUCGAUGAAAAUCUCUCAAACUAGCUUUUUUUAUCAUAAAACUACUACUUUUAGAAAUUUCUCAAACAUUCAACAUCAAAUCAAUCAAAUCAAAUAAUUUCUUCUGUUGUUUUUUUGUCAUAUAUUAAUGCACUAGGCGGUGAACAAGAACUUUGAAAGCUUUAAAGUCAUAAAGAACAACCGCCUUUGGCGAACUAGAAGUCCUAGCGUGUAGUCGAAAGAGUAUAAAGCAUGGUCUUACGGCCCUUUGCCUCGUUCUUCUUCCCAUAGUCCAUCCAUCUUGACGAGCUCAGAAUGUAGCGGAUAAUGUGGCUGGAGCCCGGAGACCGUGCUCUACACUAAGAAUAACUGCCGAGAUAAACGCGAGACGCUGGCGGUACAUUGACGAGCUCGCAAACAUCUCGCGUUUUUUCUCGCGCCGGUCUUGCAUUUUUCUUGUCGCGAGCUCGCACUUUUCUAGGCGCGAGCUCGCAUUUAUCUCGAAAUUUGAAAAUUUCCGAAAUGCAAGAUAAAUGCGAGGUCGCGCCGAGAAAAAUGAAAGAUCGCGCCUAGAAAAAAGCGAGAUGUUGGCGAGUUCGUCAAUGUACCGCCACCGACCUCGCGUUUAUCUCGUCAGUUAUUAUUUAUUAUUCUUUGUGCUAGGUGGAAGCCUCGAAAUAAGAGCGACCAUUUCGAAUGAAGAUUUUACACGGAACAUCUUCUUUACUUUAUCGAGUAAACCCUUUUCUUUCUCUGUAAAAAUACAUAGAAGCCAUAGACCGGCUGGAUCCCACCCCUAUAACAGUAAAUUUUCAAUUUUUCGCGCGUAAAUUUCUGAGAUGGGAUCCAGCCGAUGAAUGAUAAAAGCCGGCAGGCCUAGCUUUCACACCUAUUUUUGUUUUAUCAAUUAAUUGAUUUUUUGUUCUUCAAUUAUUUCUAAUUGUAGCAUUGUAUCGACGGCUUUGACUUGUUCUGAUGCGGACCUUGAAGGAUUUUUUAUCGAAGAGCCUCAGAAUCAGAUGAAAAGGGAGUGGGGUCAGUUCUGGCGCACAGUCGACAAAGUGUUCUCUUAAGUGAGUAUUUGGCAGAGAAUGAGCCCUCUGCGGCUUCCGACCUCUCCCAAUAUCGGGCCGACUUUGGCUUCCUACGUUUCGGACCUCGUUAUCGCCUUCCGUCUGGCCGCCACCGACAAUCUCAUCCUUCAGAUGGGAUAUACAGCUCCGUCUGAGCAGCUUUCUCUCGUAAGAACUGAAACAAGAACGUCACAUUAAAAAAUACGUUUUCCUCAUGGAGGAGUGUGUCAUCGAAUUAUUAUCGUGGAUUUGUUAUUUAUGCUUUGUUGAGAUUAGUUAUAUUUUUCAGUUGGAACUGUUGCCGUACUCUGAAGAACGCCUAGAACCUUAUUUAGAAGACGUAGAAUACGAAAAAGACCGUAGAUAUCUGGAAGAAUGCAUCCAAGUCCAGCUCGAGUUAGUCUCUUUUUCCAGUCAUUCAUAUGCAGUUUUAAGUUUUUCAGUAAGCUGCCCUCUGUCCAAAUAAUCCACACGAUUUGGAAGUCUUUUUUUGAAGAGCUUCGCAAAAUGUUCUUUUUCGUUUACCACUUUUUCACCAAGGCCCAUCAUCAUUUUUCACAGGAAGAAUGGAGGUCGAUUUCGGAUUCUCUUCUUUUUGAACUUCUCCGUGUUUAGUAAAAACAAAAAAUCGGAGAUGAAGCUGAAAGGAUGGCUGAUUGGCGAGUGCGCAUUCGACCGGAAACUCGUCAACGCCAUUUCCUUGCGAGAUGGUCAGUCCAAAGGCAGAGCUCUGCAAGUCUGAAAAAUCUUGAUCGAAGCUAGGUUUUGGUUUCGAAUUUCCCAGCUAACUAGGGAACUACUCGGACUCGGGUACGGGUUUCGAGUUGAAACUUUGGCGGCUUAUAGACCCGGGCAAGAGUACUUGAAAACAAGAGAGAAUAUCUGCUAAACCCAUUAGAGAACUGAGAAAAAAUUAGUAGAAAAUGUGAAAAUUAGGCCUGAAAGUUUUCAGAAUACGGCUUUUUACCUUGUUUUAUAUUUUGAUACAAUCGCCUUGAAUGAUCCGGCUAUGAUAAGCUCUAAUAAACUUUUUUCCAGCCAAAAGGAGGAAAGCAAAUACUUGAUAAUUUUCAAGCCUAAAUUGUUCAUUUUCAAAAAGCUUUUUCUCAGAAGCCUAUGGGGUUUAGCAGAUAAUCUCUCUUGUUUCCAAGUACUCUUACCCGGGUCUAUAAGACACCAAAGUUUCAACUCUAAAGGCGUACCCGAGUCCGAGUAGUUGCCUAGUAAGUUACUUGAAAAACUCCAGAUUCAAGUUUAAGAAAUCGUUUCAAUACCAGUUUCUUUUUCUCGAUGAAACGCAUGUUCUGUCUCAGAUUUGUAAAAAAAAAAAAUGUGUUUUUGAAUUAUGUGCAUUAAAAUAGUCUCCAGAGUUGUUUCCUUCCAAGAAUCAUUACUGAAUAUUUCGAUUAAGGGUUUUAUCGAUGAAUCGUUCCCAAUGUGAUUGAUUUAGCGAAAACCUGGGUUUCAGAUCCAAUGUUCGGUGGUUUCCGAGUAAUGCUGACGUUGACAAAGACGAUGUCAAUGUUUAUGCGGCGAAGAUUCGUUUCUUGUUAUUCCUUUGUGAAUUCUCUCAUGUGUCUUUUCCGUCGAUCUCUUCAUUCCAUUAUUGAGGUUAAUAUCGAAAAAAGGCUUUUUCUUCUGUUUUUUGAUUGAAAUCAAGGUAUAAUUCUUAUUCGACAAAUUUUUCAUAAAUUUUGAAAAAAAGUUUUCUUUUUUCGAAAUGAUUGUUUAAUGUAUCUUGCUGGAGCUAAAACCGCUCUUCAAUGAGAGCAUAUCGGCCAGUUUUGGCCAUAUUACAUUUUCUUUAUACACGAAGUUUCUCGGAUACUCUUUUCUGAAAUCAUUUUUUCAUUUAAGAAAAAAAACGUCAACGUGUACAUUUGGUUUUUAUCUGGAACUGGCUCAGCCUUUACUUUAGAAAAGAUUCCAUUAUAGAGAUUCAUAAGAGAUAGCAGGCGAAAAAAAGCGAACUUCUUCUGAUCGAGAGCCAGCCGCGCUUCUACCUCCACCACAUGUACAGCGUCGUCUUCGCGAUCCGCGCCAAGAUGAUGGGUCUGGUUUCCAGCGCCUGGCACAUUUUCGAGGCAUUUCCUUCGAGUCGGACUCUUUCCACAUCAGCCGAUUACAGAAAAAGUUGGCUUCGAUUGAAGGCGUCGGAUCUCCCCAAAGUCUCAAGGAGGCCUAUGUCCAUCACAGAGAAUUCGUCCGGUCCGUCGAUUCCGCUGUCAUGUUCACAACUUGCCGCGGGGCAACUGCUCCCAUCAUCAAAAUGGUUUUUUGGCGUUGUCUUUUCCUGUUUUAAAGUGUCUUCCAUUGAAUAUUUUUGUUUUAUGGCACUCGAAAGCUUUCAUUAAGUUCGUGUAAGACAAUCACGGAUUGCCAGAUGGUGGACAGCACUGUCGACUGUGCAAACGCUUGUGUGAACGACGACGCCAUCAGUGCACAAGCCCAUUACGACAAGUUUCUGGCCAACUUCCAUCUUUUCAUCGAGCGUGAGCACAUUUUCAGUUUGGACUAUGCAAUAGUCAGUCAAGAUGACGGAUAAAAUCAGAAAUAUAUAAAUCAGUAUAUUGUCAAUUAAUUUAAUUUUUAUUUCAAUUAAGCAGUUUUCAAUCUUCCUUUUUUUCUCAUCUUUUUUUUCUGACUAGGGAACUACUCGGACUCGGGUACGCGUUUCGAGUUGAAACUUUGGUGGCUUAUAACCCCGGGCAAGAGUACUUGAAAACAAGAGAGAAUAUCUGCUAAACCCAUUAGAGAACUGAGAAAAAAAAUGUAGAAAAUGUGUUUAUUAUAGCCGGAUCAUUCAAGGCGAUUGUAUAAAAAAACAUAAAAAUAAGGUAAAAAAAGCAGUGUUCUGAACAUUUUUCAGGCCUAAUUUUUUUACAUUUUUUUACUAAUUUUUUUCUCAGUUCUCUAUCGGGUUUAGCAGAUAUUGUCUAUUGUUUUUCAAUUAUUCUGACUUGGGUCUACAAACCACUAAAGUUUCAACUCGAAACCCGUACCCUGAGUCCGAGUAGCUCCCUAGUGAGCAACACAUAUUUAGAGCAAUGAAUGUCAAAAAGAGAUAUUAUCUUUUAUUUAUAUUCUUUUUGAAAAUUAACGGAUAUUCUACAACCCAAGCAAAAAUCUACAGAAUGUCGAAUGGACCGAGACACGUACAAGUUGUACUCUCGAUUGGACUUUGAGACAAGUUUUGAGACUCCUGGCGUCUCUCGCGGUACUUCCCAAGCCUCAGUCAACUCUAUCCUCAGCCGAGUCUCUUUUUAGUUUUCCUUCAUUUUUUUUCAAACUAUUUUUGUUAUUGAAAACUUUUCACUAUUUUUCAAAACUCUAAACAUGUUUCAUCUCAUGAAUAAUGCAUUUAUUUUCUCAAAUACGGGUUUGCUUCGCUUAUAUGAUGUAUUUUUUGCGGUUUUAUGAUUAUUUUCAAAUAUAGUUUUUGCAUUAUCAUCUUUGUUCAACUGUACGUUUGGUUGAUUCCCUUUUUUACAUUUUUCGAAACAAUCAAAUUAUUUUUACUUCAAUAACCGUUUGAGUGGAUCUGAAGUCAGCCCAAGGUUUCAUGGAACAUUACGUUCCGGCAGCAGAAGAGUUCCUCGAGGCGUCGAAUCCAUUUCCUGCGCCCUACAAUGAAGGAAAAACUAUGUUGGUGAACAGAAACACCAAGUUUGGUAAUAUUCUGCAGGUCGUCAGAGAGUAUUUCAAAGUAAUCCCAAAGUUUUUGUACUGUUUGCACGCUAAGAAAUUGAGGACGAUCUCAACCGGUUCGUAGUUUUCAAAAGCGUCGACGGCGCCACCGACAAAGCUAUUUCUUGCGUCGAGGUGUUCAAAAAUCAAACCAAGGUAAUUUUUUUAAGUUGAUGAUUCAUAAUUUAUAAUGUCUUGUAAAUACUAUGAAGAAAUAGUUGAACGAGAAGGUCUAAGAUUUGGUAGAGUAAUGGAAGUAUAUUUUAAAGAGGUCAUUAACUUUAACUGGAGCUGUUUUUACGACAUUAACACCUUGAAAACAAAAAAUUGGCUUCAUAAAUAUAUGAUUCUCAAAACUUGAAGAAAUUUCUAAAUUUGAGGACCCAUUGUACCAGUGGACAAAACUGACGACGGCUAAGAAAAUCGUUAACUGGAAAUGUCUGACCGACGGCCCCAGAGAGUCCGUUUUUAUAUUAAUUUAUCUGUCGAAAAGAAAAUUUUAUGUAAAUUUUAAAUGUGAUAAUGAAAUGCUUUCAGUAUCCGAGCGACGAUUGAAUUUCCGACGCUUUUCAUAGUGGUUUCACGGGAUCCUUUCCCUGGUGACUUCAGUUGUAUGAGGUUAGAAGGCCUUCUCUCCUUAAGGAGAGUUACUUUUCAAAAUCUAUUUUUGUUUGGUUUGUGAGCCGUUUCGUGUUUUGGGUACGUCAAGAAAUUCUCGGUGGAAUUAUUCAAUUCAAACUAUCAAAAAUUAUGCGUUUGUACUUGAAGUUGAGCGAGUCAUGAGACGCAUUGACAUGAAAAAAUUGCAGUAUGCAGUGCUCGAUGGACAAAGAAGUGCCUUUCCGCGAGGAAAUAAGCGGCGGUCGACCGCCGCGGAAGUCGCAAGGGACGCGAAGUCGCGGCUCGAAGACGCCCAACAAGUGGGGCCGACCGACGAUGGAGCAGAGGAAGGAACAAGGGGCCAAGAAGACCGAAUUGCUCCGCGAGGUCGACCGCCAAACCGCUCAAGGAAACUGA
Molecule: messenger RNA, 8469 nt
Organism: Caenorhabditis auriculariae
Lineage: Eukaryota; Metazoa; Nematoda; Chromadorea; Rhabditida; Rhabditidae
Source: the annotation of a GenBank genome assembly